UGAAAGUGCUGAUUGUAUAUCUAAGCUAAUUAAGAAAGUUUGUAAUCCAAGAUUUGCUUGUGCGCAUACAAAAUGUGAAGCAAUAAUUGUAAACAUGUUCAAGAAAUAUUGUGAAACUAAGAAAAUGCUUUAUUAAAUAAAUCAUAUGUGUUAAUUCUUUCUGAUGCAUCAAACCACAAGGACGUUACAAUGUAUCCAACUUUGGCUUGUUAUUUUGAUGUUUAAGAGGGAAUGCAAAUUCAGCUGAUUAACAUGGAUUGUGUAAAUGGAGAAACAUCAGGGUGUUUAUGGAACGAAAAUCUUAAGCCAGACAAUGUUGGUGAUAUAGCGUCAGUUUCAAGUAGCACUCAAAAUGAAUGUUGUCAAUAUUGCCUCAACAGCUUUAAUGACACCUUGGCUGCUUUUUUUAUUGAUUCAGUCUGUACAUGUUUGAAAAUAUUUCAUAAAACAGUACCAUUUACUGGAAGCUAUUAUACAUAUAUAACAAGAGAUCCUUUAACAUUUAACCAAUCAAAUUAUGAAUGUGGUCGUCGUGGUACCUUCAAGUUAUUAACUUUUUACUUUGUUACAAGCCAGAGUGAAUUAUCUUAUGUGCAAUUUAUAAACAUGGAUAUAAGUUUAAAUUUUUCAACUUCAGUCUUAAUGUUGACACCAGAUAGCAACAAAAUAAAUUAUGAUUAUACUACUGUUGGAUUUGCUAUUGCAGCAACUGGCUAUAGUUCUGCUAAUUUCUUUCAAAAUUUAACUUAUACAUUUUUGGUUGGCUUUGUGAACGAAACAACUCAGUUUGCAAUAUCACAUACACGUAUAGCUAAUAGUCCAUUAAGACUUAUCGUCUAUCUUAAACCCUUUAAUGUUUUGACAAAUGUAAAGAAUAGUAAAGCUGCUUCUUAUGUUUUUGAUGCUGCUUCAUAUAAUGCAAUAAAUAGAAAUGCUUUUAUGGCCCUAAUUACCAUCACAAAUAAUGAUAUUGCUUCAACAGCAGAUUCAGAAAAUGUUACUUAUGUAAUUUACUUUAAUGAAAGAUUAAUGAGGUACAAAGAACAUACAUUUUUUGCAAGUGGAUUUGCGACUAGAUUGAGAGCUCAAUCAUUUGUUGAAGGAAAUAAAUUUAAAAUUUUUAUCCCAAGAUUACGAAUUGGUGUACACUUUCAGAUGAAUGUUUAUUUUUAUUCUUUAAUGAAAGACCAACAAAAGUUUGAAUCUUUAUAUCAUGAAAUAUCAGCUAUAACCUAUAAGAAUGGAAAACCUGUUCAAACAUUAGUACAAUACAAUAAGCUGUAUUCAGAUGCUGUAGUGCAGAAACGAGCCAGAAAUCAUAAGUUUGUUAGUGAUAAACUUUCCCUGCUUCAAUUCAACGAUGUACUUCUUGCGUGCGAAAGGGCAAUAGAUAGAACAAGAAAUUAUUGUGGAAUUGUGUCACUUGAAAAUAUAACAACAUUUACAAGACUUUCUGCUGUUUUUGUAGAACCAAUAUGCUUUGAUAACAUUACUCAAAAUAUUUAUUUUAAAGAUAAAUUUGGAAAUAUUUUGUCUUAUAAUUACUUAAAUAAGACUUUAAUGAGAUUAUCUGAUACAAAAGAAAAGGUUUUGCAACUGCCAUCUUUAAUUUUACCAUUUACUGCAAGUAAAGAUGAAAAGUUGUUUUGUUGCAAUUCAAAUGCACAAAUAGGCAAAUACAAUGGUUUGCCCUAUUAUACCAGUGCUUACGCAUUUAUAAUAAGAAAUUCGAGAAUAUUUUAUUGGGCUCCGCCGGCCAUAUACAUUCCAUCAAGUUUUGGGUAGGCUUUGUUUGACAAUGUUACAUCAAUAGAUGCGUAACUGUUUGACAAUAUCACAUAAAUAGAAUCGUACCGACUAGCAAACAAGACAAUUUUUCAGUAAUUCAAAAAAAAAUGCUUAUGUUUAUU
Molecule: messenger RNA, 1910 nt
Organism: Hydra vulgaris (swiftwater hydra)
Lineage: Eukaryota; Metazoa; Cnidaria; Hydrozoa; Anthoathecata; Hydridae
Source: RefSeq, a predicted model, not a curated record